Molecule: messenger RNA, 591 nt
Organism: Didymodactylos carnosus
Lineage: Eukaryota; Metazoa; Rotifera; Eurotatoria; Philodinida; Philodinidae
Source: the annotation of a GenBank genome assembly
AUGCAUUCGUUUGAAUUAGUUAAAAAAUUGAAACAGAGGAAGGCGGGUAUAAAUGAGAUUAUGGCUAGUUUUGAUGUCGAAUCAUUAUAUGCAAGUGUACCAGUGGGAGAAGCAAUAGAUAUUGCAGUCAACAAAAUAUGGUCCCAGAAUAAAAAGAAAAAGUUGAUGAAAUUGACAAAAAAUGAAUUAUAUAUUUUGUUCAAUUUAGCAUCGAGAACUGUUCAAUUUCGUUUCUAUCACCUAACUUAUAGACAAGAUGGUGGUGUUUCAAUGGGUAGUCCAUUGGCACCAAUACUAGCCAAUUUGUUUAUGAAAAAACUUGAAAAUGAACACAUACUAAUACCGGGUAACGAUCGAAUAAUAAAAACAUGGAUUAGAUAUGUGGAUGACAUUUUUGUUAUAUUAAAUGGUGGUGAAAAUGAUGCUUUAGUUUUACUUGAUACUAUUAACCAACUUCAUAAGCAAAUAAAAUUUACACUUGAAAUAGAGAAAGAUGGUGUGUUAGCAUUUUUAGACGUACUGAUAAUGAAACAAAAUGACAUAUAUGAAACGACCGUCUAUCGGAAGAAACAAAUACUAACUUGUACAUGA